AUGAGAUUUGUCCAUGUGACAGUUCUACAAUAGGAGCUGCUUUGGAUGCUGGGUGUCAUUCGAUAUGUUGACUAUUACUUUUAAAACCCUACAUAAUGUUUGGCUUGGGGAUCUCAGAGAUGUGUUGCUAAAGUGGAACCUGCCCAUUUGAUGAAAACAGAAAGAAAAAGUAUGCAAAGGAUCCUUUAUAGUGAUAGAAUCCUCUGAGAGAAUUCUAGUGGUUACUGCAGUGGAAAAUGGAAAGAGAAAAAGCAAUCAUAGAAAAAAUCCUUUAAUGCUUCCCAUCUGCUUAAUAACACAAACAACAAUUUGCUACAUUCAUGGCACUCAGAAGGCAUGUAAAAAACCUUGUGAAAAAUUAUUCUGAAGCUGAGAUAAAAGUCAGAGAAGCAACUUCUAAUGACCCUUGGGGCCCUUCUAGUUCUCUAAUGUUAGAGAUAAGUGACCUGACAUACAACACAAUUUCCCUUUGUGAGAUUAUGAACAUGAUCUGGCAUAGGAUGAAUGACCAUGGGAAGAACUGGAGGCACGUGUACAAAUCUCUUACACUCUUGGACUAUCUCCUCAAGAAUGGAUCAAAGAAAGUCAUACAACAUUGUCAAGAGGGUUUCUUUAACAUUCAGAUAUUAAAAGAUUUUCAUCAUCUAGAUGAAGCAGGAAAAGAUCAAGGUUUCCAUGUAAGGGAGAAGGCUAAGCAAGUUCUUGCUAUUUUAAAAGAUGAACAACUGAUGCAUAAUGAACGUGAAAUUGCGCGCCGGACUAGACGGCGCAUUUCACAUGCCAUGCUUUUCUCCCAGAAGCCUUCUAACAAAGCUUAUGUACCAGCUACGCUUGGCUCAGAUCCCAUUUCAGAACUCCCUCCAUCAGAAAAUGUCCAACAUUUGCUGCCUAAGGCAUUACCUGCAGCAGAGCAAAGCCAGCAGACAGGCAAAGCAGAAAUAGCCCAAGAAGCAACAGUACUGAAUAUCAUUACAAAAAAGUCAUCAGAGGACUUGAUCACUUUCAGCGAGGAUGAAUCCUGCCUUGCGGCUGUGGAGUCAACAUUUCCAGUUACUGUCUGUAAAGAGGAAUUGGCAAAAGGUACAAAGGCACCUGCUAAUAAUUCCUGGAAUACAGGUACUGUUUUGAAUCCAUCAGAAAGAAAACCGCUCCCUUUGCAAAAGUGGGAUUCAGGCAGAAAAUCGAAUAAUUCGGUUGUUUCCAGAGUUAUGCUGAAAUCUUCUCCAAAGAGGCCAUCAAGCUUAAAUAGUCAUCAAGUUGCCACAACUUUGCUUGAUCUUUGGUCAUCCAGUCCAGAGGAAUUUGUCACUAUUAACAAACAGCAAGUCCCCAAGUCUGAUUUGGCUUGUUGUCACACCAGGGCCUCUGUUGAGACCAUUUAUAAAUCUCCCACCUUUCAAACCUUUGAUCCUCUAGGAACCCCUAUGACAAAUACCCUGAAAGCCUCUCCAGCAACUCAGCAGUACUGUGGGCCUAAUGUAGCUAACUUACGAAAUCUCCACUUUUUAACACCAAGCAUUGUAGAGGCAGUUGGUUUGAGUGGUGAUCCCGCCCCCAGACCAGAUUCUGCCAGCUCCAUGGGAACAACUUCUUCCUUUUCUACUUUCUCCAUCUCAUCCCCAGAAUCAGCUGUACCAAACAACACCCCUCAGCCCUAUUCUGUUGCACCCCAUGGACCCUCCUACUUGCCUUCACCACAUGGAUUACCUUCUGUUUUCUUUAAAGAUCUCAAGGAACGGAUUGCACAUUCUUUUUCUCCUUGCCCAGUAUCUGAUGUAGAUGACAGUGCUAGCAUUUUAAGCCUACUACCUGAUAAUUCAAAAUGUUCUGUUGAGAAAAAUGAUAGCUUUAGGAGCAGAACUUGUGCUGCUGGUGAAAGCUGGGCAAACAAUUUAGUGGAGGAAGUACUUGCUGGAUCUAAUCCUGUACCUCCAGCCACAAAUCUUCCUCCUGACUCAGAUCUUUUUCCUUUGAGUGCUGAGGAAAAAAAUAUGACCAUUUUGGAAGAAAUAAAAAAUGCUGUUUGUGGACUAAGAGGGGACUUCUGCAGUGUGGCACAGGAGUUACGUACUAUAGGUAGUGAAUUGGCAAAUAUGGUAGUUUCCGUUCAAAAUAUGAACCAAUUUUUUGCAACUCCCCAAACUGCUAAAGAUGACCAUACGAAAAUAUAGAACUCAAACUGGCUCACAAUGAGGUAGUAUAAGAUGAGUUAUAUAUUCUAUUUUACUAAUGUGCUUGACAUAUUUUGGAAUUUACUUGCACAAAAGUAAAUGUCUUUAUAUAUGUAUAUAUAUAUAUGCACACACACACACACACACACACACACACAAAUAUAUGUACCUAUUAUAUUUUUGCUGUGGGAAAUAAAUUGUGAUUUACAUCUUA
Pantherophis guttatus is the source of this 2385-nucleotide messenger RNA. The record is from RefSeq and is a predicted model, not a curated record. NCBI's taxonomy places the organism in Eukaryota, Metazoa, Chordata, Lepidosauria, Squamata, Colubridae.